This is a messenger RNA of Oncorhynchus masou masou (cherry salmon), 3136 nucleotides long. RefSeq names its product tumor necrosis factor alpha-induced protein 8-like protein 2. The coding region runs from base 462 to 1022 and encodes 186 amino acids. Lineage: Eukaryota; Metazoa; Chordata; Actinopteri; Salmoniformes; Salmonidae. Gene Ontology annotation, cellular component: cytoplasm. The record is from RefSeq and is a predicted model, not a curated record. Gene Ontology annotation, biological process: regulation of apoptotic process. The transcript is spliced from 4 exons.
GGUGUUUUCACUUGUCAGGACAAGCAGAGGCCCACAGUCAGCAGAUAGAGAGAGAGAGGGGAACAGAGUGGAUGAGAGAGAGAAACAAAAAGAAACAGGGAGACUGAUAAAGUAUGAAGAGGGAUGAAAGUAAGAGAGAGAUACUGUAGUUUGAAGAGGAAGAAAAGUUUGAAUUUGAAUUUUAUAAGGAAAUACAAGAGAGAGAAGGAGAGAGAUAGAAACACUAAGGGGUGUGUCAUAGCAAUUUAGUUCCUCAAGGAAGUACAACUGACAUUUAUCUUGAGAUGGUGGCGAGCAGCACAGAUAGACGCGACACAGAGGGAUUUUAUUUUAUUUUCACCUGAUAAGAUGAAGGGAUUCCAUUAACGAGUGCUCAAUGCUGACAACCUGAGCCACGUGCCGUGGGGACUGAGACAUUUGACACAAAGGAGGGAGGGGGACUCUCACACACACAGGUAAGGAUGGAGUCAUUCAGCUCCAAGGAUAUGGCCAUGCAGGCCCAGAAGAAGAUCCUCAGCCACAUGGCCAACAAGUCUGUGGUCCAUAUGUUCAUAGACGACACCAGCAGUGAGAUUCUGGACGAGCUCUACCGUGUUUCCAAAGAGUAUUCAGGCAACCGCUCAGAGGCCCAGAAGGUGGUGAAGGACCUGAUCAAGAUAGCAGUGAAGAUUGGCGUGCUGUUCAGACACAACCGUUUCAGCCCAGAGGAGCUGAGUCUGGCCCAGGACUUCAAGAAGAAGCUACAUCAAGGAGCCAUGACAGCCAUCAGCUUCUAUGAGGUGGAGUUCACCUUUGACAAGAUAGUAAUGUCGGAGAUCCUGACAGGUUGCAGAGAUCUGUUGUUGAAGCUAGUCGACUCCCACCUCACGCCCAAAUCCCAUGGUCGCAUCAACCACGUAUUCAACCAUUACUCCGAUCCAGAGCUUCUGACCCAGCUGUACAACCCUGAUGGAUCCUUUAAACCCAACCUCACCAAAAUCUGCACCGGCCUCAACCGUCUGCUGGAGGAGGGGACAUUAUGAGAGUUUUCUUCGUGCAUUUGGUGAUGGUGAGGGGCACUGCACCAAGUAUGGCUUGCUGAUGCAUUCUGGGAGAGGUGACGACCGUGGCACUGUUUGACCUUGUAAAUCGACGGUCUGUUGUCUUGCUGGUACAAGCUGCUUCCAAAGAUGUCAAACUGUGAUGGAAAACCCCAGAACCUUGACAAAAUCAAGCAUUGUAUGAAGACCUAAGCACAUAAUACAGUGUUGUCCAAACCAUGGGGUCACGAGAAAAAUGUAAAUACAUUUGUUUUAAAUUGCGGUUGCCACUUGAUGCAAUUAACAGAACGGUUUCUGUUUUCGUCCUACAAAUAUGUCUCCAUCUUUUGAACCGUAAGCUUCAAAAUGUUAUGACCCCAUCACUCAAAGACAAGACUUUGUUUCCUUCUAGAGUGACCACAAUGCUGCAUUGAAAUAGUUAGAGUGGACAAGACCAGGAACUAAAUCAGACUUUUUUAGACAGAAGAUCAUACAAAAAUAUUGCCUGAUCAUCUUCUGAACUUCCCAAUACCUUUCUGUUGCAUUUCUGUCACUUCAAACCAUACUUUAUUCAGAUUGAAAUACUGUCAAAAGUACUGUCUUAGUCACAAUUUAAAAAAAGAAACAUUGGCUGUUGAUUACAUACCCUUUUUUUUACAUGGUGGGGUCGCACAAUUUUUUUUAUUUCAAAAUGGGGUCGAGGGCCAAAAAAAUUUGGGAACCCUUGACAUAAUAACAUGCUACUGAUGUCAUGACAUCAUCACAUUGACACCCUACUCGUUUAGAUGGAUAUUAUCAUUUCAUCAAAGUUAAAGCUGCAAUAUGUAAUUUUUGGGCGACUGACCAAUUACACAUAGAAAUUUGUGUUAUAGAUCUGUCCUUCUCAUUGAAUGCAAGUCUAAAAAGCUGUAUAUGUUCUAUGUGAGCUAUUUCUAUGCUUCCUUUUCUUAAGCUCGUUUUUGCAUAUUUUUCUUUCGGUUUUGUACACCAUCUUCCAACAGUUGAAAACAAUAUUUUUGUUUAUGGAAAAGGCAUUUCACAGCAGUUUAGAUGGUACAUUUGUGGCGAAAUCUGCACGGAGCCUUCACCGUGCACUGCCACUUUAAGAGCGCAUGAGCAGUAAGGAAGGAGGAAAUGAAAAGAGCUCAAUCAGCUCUUUGGGGAGGGGCUCUUGGAUGGCGCGACAGUUUGUUUGAGUGAGUGAGUGAGUGAGUGAGUGAGUGAGUGAGUGAGUGAGUGAGUGAGUGAGUUGCAGAAGUUUUGUUUGUUUUCAACGUUUGUAGUUUAAAGUAUGUAACUCAAUCAUCGGUGUGAUCGCUUUAGAUCGUGGUGGUUUUUGUUUGGGACCGAGCCUGUUAUGGAUCGCAUGGAUUAGUAGCAACAUCGUUGCGAAGCUUUAACAUACAAACCAUCGGACAGUCAGACCGUACACCGGCAGCCCUGAAGACAACAGCUAAGAUUUCUCUUUUUCUCUCUCUUUCUCUUCCCUCUCAUUCCAGUGCUUCACCCUGCAACAGACUCUCUAUUUUUCAAAUGCACUUCCCAUUGAAGUUCAUUAGAGCUGGACUAUUAUUGCCCUGCCAGAAGUAUUUUGAUGGACAUUUUAGUUAAAAGGGAGGUUGCUUGCAAGUUGUGUAUUAUUAUGUGAACUGUAUUGAGGUGAGGUGUACUAAUGACAUGUGGUCGAGAAGACUGUGGACAUUUUUAAGGCCUUUGUUGUGUCGAUGAACACCCCCCACAUUCAUACCCUCUGCACUCAUCCACUAGAAAAUAAUACAGAUUAUUGCAAAUCCUCUGAUGACUGGGUUCGCUCUUGUAUGAAGUUGCUGUUUAAUUGUUCUGCCAUUAUUAGUAUUAUUGUAUGAGGUAUUCUUGUUGGGGUUACCCCUGUGCUGUGAUGUGGGUUUUAUAUGGUGUGUAUUCUCUUUUCUCUCCACUGGCUAUCUGGUAAACAGGAUACACUCUAGGCAGUCUCUUCUGCUGAUGUGUGUGGGUCUGGUAGUGGUACUCUCUCUAUUCUACUCUUUUCCUUUCGGCAUGGUUAAUACCUGCCUGGCGCCCAAACAAAAUCUUUCUUUACCCCUCUCUAAUAAAUACCACUACACAUUGAUUCUCCA